AUGGAUUCAAGAUCUCUUCCGAUCAUUGAUGCGAAGCCUAUGAUAGAAGGCACUGCUGACUACGAAGCCGCACGUCUGCCAUUAUUCGCCGCCAUCUCCUCCAACAUCCCCGAGGAGUGGUAUCUCCCACAAGAGCUCAUCGAUAACCCUCCCAAGGAUGUGUCCAAUAUCCCUACCACUUGUGGACUCCUGAGUGCCGAGGAACUCGAGAUUACAGAGAAGCACGAUGCCACCAGUCUCGCCGAGGCUAUUGCUGCCCGCAAGUACUCGGCAGUCACUGUCGUCAAGGCGUUCAUCAAGCGUGCUGCCAUUGCACACCAGCUGGUGCGCUGUCUCACGCAGUUCUUCCCCAAAGACGCCGUGCAGCAAGCCGCAAAACUCGACGAGCACUUAGCUACCACGGGCGAGACCGUGGGGCCCCUACAUGGCGUGCCUGUGAGCAUCAAAGAACACAUGGCCAUUGCUGGACAUGACUCCUCAUUUGGUGAAAUAGCUUCCACCUUCUCCGAUGACGAGGACUGCCUGAUGCCUCAAGCCAUCAUGCACCUUGAUUGCAGCUCGCAUUUUGGCCGUACACUCAAUCCAUACAACAUUCAUUUGACAUGUGGUGGAUCGUCUGGAGGCGAAGGCGCUCUGAUUGCGUUGAAAGGUUCAGUCUUAGGCGUAGGAAGCGACAUCGGCGGUUCAAUACGGGCACCUGCCGCUUUCUGUGGCAUAUACGGCUACAAACCAACCUCGAACAUCUUACCCAUGCAGGGUAUGCUGAGAGGAGUCAUGCCGGCCGAGUUGAACAUUCUAGCAGCCACAGGUCCAAUGGGCCGCAGUCUUCGGGACAUGGAUUUCAUGACUCGAGUUGUCACUGAAGCCAAGCCAUUCCUCGAUGAUCCCAAGAUGAUACCAACAGUCUGGAGAGGACUACAAGAACCAAUCAAGAGGCGACUCAAGGUGGGCAUCAUUGAGAACGACGGCUUCAUCGAGCCACAACCUCCGGUCAAGCGAGGUAUUGCCUGGGCACGAAAGGUUCUCUCGGACCCAAAGUAUAGCCAUAUUGUCGAGCUGAAGGAGUUCCGUCAGUACAAAGCGGAGGAGGCGUUUCGGAAGGUAUCGCGGAUGUUUGUUCCUGACGGCGGAGCAGGCGUUAUUGCAGCUAUUGAGGCCGGCGGCGAGCCGGUCCUACCUCUGACGCGCACCUUUCUGGCCGGGAACUCCAAGAUGAGCAAUGCCGUCGAGGUCUCAGACAUGCGUUUCGAGCGUGACACCUUCCGCACAGAAUAUGCCAAGGCGUGGAAUGCUCAAGACGUCGAUGUCGUGCUGGGGCCAUGUCACGUCGGACCUGCUGCCGCUCACGACACUGCUCGAUUCUGGACUUACACGGGGUUUUGGAACUUCGUGGACUAUCCCGGUCUCGUUUUUCCGACCCCAAUCAAAGCGGAGCUGGGCGAGAAGUACGCCGAAACUUACAAGCCUCUUUCGGGGGAAUGUAAAGCGGUGAAAGAGUUGUGGGAUGCUGGGGACUUCGAAGGCGCUCCCGUCAAUCUUCAGAUCAAUGCUCGAAGGUAUCACGACAAUGAACUGUUUGGCGCGUUGGCAUUGUUGAAGGAUGCGCUGAGCCUCUCAUAG
Messenger RNA from Cyphellophora attinorum, 1620 nucleotides. Its product is annotated as putative amidase. Bases 1 to 1620 code for a protein of 539 amino acids. The transcript is spliced from 2 exons. The record is from RefSeq and is a predicted model, not a curated record. NCBI's taxonomy places the organism in Eukaryota, Fungi, Ascomycota, Eurotiomycetes, Chaetothyriales, Cyphellophoraceae.